AUGAUCGACGUGAACGGCAACAGAGUGAUGGGCAGAAACGACAACACCGCUUGCAAAAAGUCGCUUGAGCUCGCGAGAAAGGAGCUGCGCUCGAUAAUCGGGAGGAUCGAGGGAACGGCCAGCCUUACCGACCGUUCCCUAACAUUGCUUCGAGCGCGACGCCUCCUCGGACGAUCCUCGAACGGGGCAAGGCGGCGGCUCAUCCCGAGCGGCAGACACCUGUGGAUCCUCGCGAUCCUCGCCUCGAUCCUGGCGCAAUUGGCGUGGAAUUACGGCCGCGCAGCUCAUCACCACAAGUGUUUGGCGGAGAUGCCGCCGUUCACGCAGAAAAUAUUCCGCCCGGCCGAGGAUUGCUCGAUCUGCAGGGACGUUCAACAGGUCGACAGGAUAUCCAAUGUGGAUCCUUCCACUUUCGAGGAACGAUACGCGUACUCGGGAAGGCCGGUGGUGGUGAUGGACGCGACGAUUAAUUGGACGGCGACGAAGGUGUUCUCGUUCCCGUUCUUCAAGUCGUUGUACGACGGCGUGGACGCGGAUUGCCAAUUUUUCCCGUACAGAACCGAGUUCAAGAGUCUUCAGGACGUGCUCGACAUGGGCACCGAUCGAUCCCUGUUGGAGAGGGGGACGGAGCCGUGGUACGUGGGCUGGAGCAAUUGCGACGAGGAAAUCGGCAGUUUGCUGAGGCAACAUUAUCAGAGGCCUUACUUCCUUCCGGUCACAGCUGAGACGGAGAAGACCGAUUGGAUCUUUAUGGGGAGCCAUGGAUAUGGGGCCCCUAUGCACGUCGACGACGUGGAACACCCCUCGUGGCAGGCGCAGAUCAAGGGUGAGAAAUUGUGGAUCCUCGACCCGCCCAGGGAGUGUCAUUACGCCUGCAACAGAUUGGAGGUGGUGGUGCAUCCCGGUGAAAUAAUCGUCCUCGACACGAACCGCUGGUACCAUCAGACGGUAAUCGUGUCCGAAGAGAUGAGCAUCACCAUUGGCGCGGAGUACGAUUGAAGCGGCAAUACGAUCGUGCCACGUCUCCUCGCAACGGAUCGAUAAUAAAGAUAUUUUCCCUUCGACUUUCAUCGACACCUCCAAUUGC
Molecule: messenger RNA, 1087 nt
Organism: Apis florea (little honeybee)
Lineage: Eukaryota; Metazoa; Arthropoda; Insecta; Hymenoptera; Apidae
Molecular function (GO): 2-oxoglutarate-dependent dioxygenase activity
Source: RefSeq, a predicted model, not a curated record